Purpureocillium lilacinum is the source of this 1587-nucleotide messenger RNA. RefSeq lists its product as uncharacterized. Gene Ontology annotation, biological process: amino acid transmembrane transport. Gene Ontology annotation, cellular component: membrane. The record is from RefSeq and is a predicted model, not a curated record. Gene Ontology annotation, molecular function: amino acid transmembrane transporter activity. NCBI's taxonomy places the organism in Eukaryota, Fungi, Ascomycota, Sordariomycetes, Hypocreales, Ophiocordycipitaceae.
AUGCCUGGUCUGAAUCCCAUUUCUCGCUAUGAGCGACCUUCGCCUUUCCAACGCGCUGACUCGGACAACACGAAACAAGAAAUCAUGCACGAAGAGGUAGUUUCACCCGGAAUCAAGGAGACGAACACAGCGCAACCCGGCCGUGGAGAACUCGUCCGCGGACUCAAGCAGCGCCAUGUGGCAAUGAUAGCUAUCGCCGGUUCCAUUGGUACUGGAUUGAUCAUUGGCACAGGCGCUGCCCUCGCAAAGGCCGGCCCCGCCGGUAUAUUCAUCACCUACUCCAUGGUAGGCCUCAUUGUCUUCCAGGUGCUAAGCGGAAUGGGUGAGAUGGCUGCAUGGCUACCCAUGCCAUCAGGCUUCACUGGCUAUGCCACGCGCUUUGUCGAUCCGUCUCUGGGGUUUGCUCUGGGCUGGGUCUACUGGUGUAGGUAUAUCGUCGCUAUGCCGAACCAGCUAGUAGCCUCGUCCCUGGUCAUCCAAUACUGGCUGCCGAGUGAUAAGGUAAAUCCGGCGGUGUUCGUCGCCAUCUUCCUGGUAGCCAUUAUCUUUAUCAACUUUUUCGGGGUCGCCGUAUUUGGCGAGAUGGAAUUUUGGUUCGGUCUCAUCAAAUGCAUCACGUUACUCGGCCUGAUCAUCCUGUGCGUUAUCCUUGCUGCAGGAGGGGGCCCAAAUCACCACGCUACUGGAUUCCAAUACUGGUCUGAUCCUGGAGCUUUUCACCCUUACAUACUACAUGGCUCUGCGGGCAACUUUCUUUCGUUUUGGUCUGGUUCCAUUGACGCCGUUUUCGCAUAUGCUGGCAUCGAGCUGAUUGGCGUCACUGCCGGCGAAACUCAGAAUCCCACGAAAGCCAUUCCAAAAGCGAUCAGGCUAACCUUUGUGCGCAUAUGCUUCUUCUAUGUUGCCGCCGUGUUUGUGUUGGGCCUACUUGUGCCUUACAACAGCGAGGAACUCCUCUUUGCUGUUAAAUCCAGGGCCUCUGCGAAUGCUAGUCCGUUUAUUGUGGCUGUUGUUCUGGCGGGAAUCCCAGUGCUGCCAGGCUUCUUCAACGCUUGCAUCCUAUUCUUCACAUUCUCAACAGCUAGUUCUGAUCUGUACGUCGCCGUGCGGACCCUCUACGGCCUUGCAAAAGAGAAUAAGGCACCGGCUAUAUUCGCUCGAACAGACAACCGAGGAGUGCCGCUCUAUGCUCUUGCUGCAAGCUCCAUUUUCGGCUGCUUAGGCUUCAUGACUGCGCGGUCGGCUGGAAAAGUUGUCUUCACUUAUUUGGUCAACGUAGUUACUAUUUUUGGGCUUCUCACUUGGAUAAGCCUUCUGGUCGCGCACAUUGGCUUUGUGCGCGCCAGGCGGGCGCAGGGCGUAGCCAAUUCGCAGAUGCACUACGUUGCUCCUGCUGGGAUCAUUGGCUCCUACGCAGCUCUGGUUGUCUGCGUAUUGAUUGCCCUGUUCAAAAACUUUGAUGUUUUCGUCCCCUCUGUUAAUGGAGGACAAUUCAACUACAAAGGCUUUAUCACGGGAUAUCUGGGCAUUCCCCUCUAUCUGGUGCUGAUAUUUGGGUGCAAGUGGUACUGGCGCCCGCGCAGAUAG